CAGACCAGACGAAAUUAUGAGAACAACCGUCAACCAAAAUUCACCAACCAACAACAGUCAAACAGAAUAUGCUUGGAGACUGACUGACAGAAGAACAAUUAAGUACAACAGCAACAACAACGAUAAGUAUAAAGUCAAAUUGAAAAGUGAUAAGAGCACAAAUAAGAAGAAGAUUGUUGUUCUUCGGAUGAAAAUUCACUUAAUUAAAAAAAUAAAGUUGAAGCAUCAUCAUCAACAUUACACAUCAACUUCGCCAGUGUAAUUCCUAAAAUAUUGGUUACCGAAAUAGACAGUCCAAUGACGGAAAGCGAGUGCGGCAAAAAAAAAUAAAACAAAAAAUAGUUCAGCCAUAAAUUAAUGGUCGAUGUUUAAAAAUAAAUAAACAAAAACAAUUGAAAUAAACACUUUUUUUAAUAUUUUUUAAAAUUGUUUUGGACUAGUCUCUGUGACUCUGAGUCAUUUGAGAACUAAGUAUGUCGGAUACAUGUGGAAUAACAAAUAUAGAUGAUAACAGUACUUUAUACGAAAUUUUAAAAAAUUGUGCCGCCUUUCAAUCUUACGAUAGUUUACCGGUCGAUGAUUACAACGACGUUUGUUUUGGGGCAGAUUACAGCAGCACUGGUAGUAUUUACCUUGAAAAUUGUUCGAAAAUGAUAUCGACCAACCAAUAUUCUGUCAGUGGGAAUAUUUCGAAUAGCAGUUAUACCAGCGAGGACUCGUUGGGUGACAAUAUUUUAGAAGAGAACGGAAGAAUAUCUUUGGCCUAUGAAAACUUGAGAACAAUACCAAGACGAAUAGCAGAAAAAUUUGCCAUGCAAACAAAGUUCUUAGACUUGAGUUACAACAACUUUCAGAAUAUAUCAUUUUUAUCAUUCUUCGAGGAUUUGCACACACUAAUAUUGGAUCGUAACACAAAAUUGGACGUGAACACUUUACCAUUUUUGCAGAAUUUAAAAAUAUUAUGGAUUAAUAACUGUGAUAUUAUAAAUGUCGUCGAUUGGAUUCAGCGUAUACGUGUGCAAUGUCCCAGCCUAGAGUAUUUAUCAAUUAUGGGUAAUCCGGGUACUAGAGAACCAUUCAAUUUUUGUAAUUUAAAUAUGUUCAAUUCAUCCAACAUCGAAUCCAUAAUUAUGCCAACGAGUAUGGUGGCGGAUUACAGAGAAUAUGUUUUACAAAUGUUGCCCCACCUUCAAUAUUUGGAUGGCGUUCCACGUAACACUCUCUUAAAUGUAUUCCAAUGUUCCAUCAAUGGAGUGCUGUCAUUGACAUCAUCUUCUUCAGUGUCUCCAGCCAACUCGAUGGGCAAUGGUUCUUCAUCUCAGGGCCAGCAGGGCAAUGGUAAUCGAAAAAUCUCUCCUACUCUUAGUUUCAAAGAUUUGUUUAGAUUGAAACGGCGAAAGAAGUCAUAUGCAAGCUCAUCCACAAAUUGAUCAUGAAAAAGAACAACAACAACAAGCAAGAAGUGCAAUGGAAAAAUUUACUUUUUAAAGAUUAAAGACAUAAUCAGAACAAAUUUAUUAUCAUUCCCAACAAUGGAUGUAUUCAAGUCGUACAUGGAAUGUACGAUGUUGUUUAUUUUGCAUUCAAGUACAUAAAUCGACAACGUCCAUUCAUUCAUUCAUUCAUUCGAUACCUACUACUAGUAACAGUGUUACAUUAAACAUUUGGGGUAUUCACACGGUCUACUAUUUGGUCAUAUUGUCAUAAUGUCUUAAUAUAUUAUGAUAGUUUAAACAAAUUUUUGUUGUGUUUCAAACAAAAAAGUUAUAAACUAAUAACACUAUUUGAACUAUGUUUAUUGUUUUUUCAUAAAAUAAUACAUUUUUUUUGUUUAAAACAUUAUGACAUUAUGACUAAUAGCAGACCAUGUGAAUACCCCAAUUAUAUUUAGUACAUACAAAUGCAUAUUCUUAUUGUUGUCAUUUUAUUCUUAUUAUUAUUAAUAUUUUAUUAAUUAAACAUUUAACCCAUUCUUAUCAUCAUCAAUAUACAUAUACUAUAUAUAUAUUAUACUCGUUUUAUUAAGAACAUACUAUAUAUCUACAUAUGUAGUUAUUUCAUACAAUUUUGAUAGUUGGGAUAUGAAAAAUUUAUGUAGUCAAGUAGAGUCAUCUAUUUAAUUGCAUGUCUAGUUAUUUAUACAUAUUUAGUAUUUUUGAAUGUUUGGGAGAAUGAAAUUAUGCAUUACUAAUUUUACAUGACUGUGUUCCAAAUUGAUUGAAUGGAAAUUAUAAAGAUAUUAAACUAUGUAUUAGAAUCGGUAUCAAACAUAAAUGCCGAAUAAUAUAAUUCUGAAAAAUAUUAAUUUAUAAGUAAAAUGUCUAUUCUUACAUGAAAUACGUAAUACCAAUAAAUUUUACUAUUUGUUAACAAAAUUAAGAAAA
Calliphora vicina (urban bluebottle blowfly) is the source of this 2384-nucleotide messenger RNA. It is a transcript of the gene MESK4, whose product is annotated as Misexpression suppressor of KSR 4. NCBI's taxonomy places the organism in Eukaryota, Metazoa, Arthropoda, Insecta, Diptera, Calliphoridae. The record is from RefSeq and is a predicted model, not a curated record. The transcript is spliced from 4 exons. The coding region runs from base 474 to 1430 and encodes 318 amino acids.